GAUCGUGGCAAAGGCAAGUCAAGACAAGUCGCCGCAAAAUUUGAAUGGAAUAGCGUGCAUUACGUGCGGAUUUUUCGAAGUUUUGUUUGUAAAUGGCUUUUUAAUUAAAAUUAAGUGUUAUCUCAGCGCAAUAUGAAUGAACCAAUAUGUUUUGCACAGUACUUCGUGAAUAAGCAAAAUGUGAGAUCACUCAACAAUAUUCUAAAUUCAAAAUUGUUAAAAAGUGAAAAUGGUACAGUUUUUCUGCAAGAAAUAUUAAAAGAAGAAAAUUUGGUAACAGGAAUAUCUCCAGAACUAAAGCAAAUAUUACUUGAUGUACAACAAAACAUCAAAUAUUGUAGUAAACAGGAUUUUAAGAAUUAUUUUGUCACAUACAAUGAUGAACAGCAAAAGUUAUUACCAGUGAAUAAAGAGAAAAUUUACGAAGAAUGUUCGACAGCACUCAGUAAGAUAAUUCCUAAAAAGUUUUUUGGUAACAAUCACAACACCAAAAUAUUCAAGAAAUGCACCAAAAUAAUAAUUUACAGUAUGAAACGUCAACACCUCAAUUUUGGGAAAUUGAUUCAGAAAUGGGAUUUCAAAAUAUUUCCUUGGACCAAUAUACCAGUGGCACAGUCAUUUCAAGUCUUAUAUAAUAUUCUUCACUGGAUAUUUAAAGUUGUAUUAGCAGCAGUGAUUUCCUUGAAUUUCUAUGUUACAACCAGCAAAAUAAAUAAUGAUGAAAACUUGCUUCAUUUUUUCUGGAAAAAUAAAUGGCAGAGUUUCUACGACAGAAAAGUUUCUGAAAUGGUAUCUGCGAAGGUCAUAAAUAAAUACCAUACAAAUUGUUUGGGGAAAAACAUGAAACAAAAGUACAGCUUACAAGAAAAACUGAAGUUAAAAUCACUUAAAAAAGAAAUACCUAAACUGCAUUUAGUUUUGAAACCGAAUAAAAAUUACAGACCAAUUGUACGAUAUAAAACUGAAUCACUCAAUUCAACGGAUAAAUACAAAAUUAAAGAAAGAUUAUAUUUCCUAAGAAAACUGACUGGGAAACCACAUGAGAAAAUUGAGGUUCAAUUUACAAAACUUUAUUUUAAAUGGUUGGAAAAAAAUAAACCAACGUUAUACUUUGUUAAAACAGAUCUGAGUAAUGCUUUUGGGUCGAUCAAUAAAGCAAAGCUUUUGAAAAUUCUCUCCGAGAGGCAUCAAGACUUACAAAAAACUGAAACAUCUAUGUAUAUGAAGAAAAAACAUGCACAGCACUAUAAAGAAUUUAUAGCGGAACUCAGAAAACCUUUGCUCAUCCGUGCUGGUUCCACAGUCUAUGAAUGGAAGGAAGGACUAAUGCAGGGAUACAAAUUUUCACCAGCAUUAUCUGAACUAUACUAUUCAUAUUUGGACAAAAUUUACUUCUCAGAACAUUUUAAAAAUUAUCAUGAAUUAAAAUUAUUUGUUCGAGUUGUUGAUGACUAUUUGUAUGUAACAGACUCUUUGGAAGAUGCCCAUUUGUUUUUAAAGGCAUUAUCAAAUUAUAGAAAUGUGAAUUAUGCAAAAACUGUUGUUAACUUUGAACAUAAAGAUAUAAGAUAUAGUCAAGAGAUAACAUUCCUUGGUUACAGUUAUGAUACUGAAACCUUGCAAGUGGGUAGGGCAAACACAGUUUUUACAGGACAGUUGUGUUAUAAAAUCGCUUUUACAGCAACGACUGGAAACUUGGGCAAAUUCUUAGAAAACCGAAUAGGUCAAUCUGGUAUACAAAUUAACGGGCAUCUAUUCAAUUUUCAUCAUAACCCUGAGGAAUUAAUAUGGCAACACAUUUUUGUAACGCUAUGCUUAUCAGCGAAUAAAUUCUGUACUAUUUUAUCUUUGCUUUCCGAUGCUAAUGAGAUGUCAAAUUAUUUGUCUGUAUAUAAAAAGAAAGUUUCAGUUAAACUCUGUAAUACUAUUACAGAGACCUUAAAGACGAAUAGACCCAAGAAUUUUUGUUUUGUAUAUUGCAUUAAUCAUUUCCGAUAUCUAUCUUUCAAAGCCUUACUGUUGUGUGCUACUAAAACGUCUAAAUGUAAUGUAUUAGUGCCAUAUGUUAACGUCGAAUUGGCCAAAUCCAAUUGUAUUUAUGGAAAAUGGAGAGAACAUGCAAGAUUUAUAUCAAAAAGUGGCCAAAAUUUAGCAAAUGCAAUAAAAGAAGUGUGUAGAAGAACAGAUUUGAGACGAAUUUUCAAAAAUUUCGAUGUACUGCCGUGCGAUUUUCAAUGUUUUGAUCAUAGGAAAUUUUAUGAAUUGUAAGAAAUAACAUAAAAUAAAUUAAUCUUUUUUUCUUUUUUGUCAGCCC
Molecule: messenger RNA, 2314 nt
Organism: Maniola jurtina (meadow brown)
Lineage: Eukaryota; Metazoa; Arthropoda; Insecta; Lepidoptera; Nymphalidae
Gene: Tert
Product: telomerase reverse transcriptase-like
Exons: 2
Coding region: 133-2268 (711 amino acids)
Biological process (GO): telomere maintenance via telomerase
Cellular component (GO): telomerase catalytic core complex
Molecular function (GO): telomerase RNA binding; telomeric repeat DNA binding
Source: RefSeq, a predicted model, not a curated record